GAGUUUGCAGCACUGUAACCAUUCUAUUGAGGUCAUACCAUAAACGCUACAAAAUGGGCAAAAACGGAAUUCCUGAUAGGUGGCUGGACUACAGCAACUUCGGAGACGUUAUCGAGGGCACGCGGAUCGUCGCGCUAAAGGUUCCCCUCAAAGAGGUGCUCCUAAACAAGGUGCAGCAGAAGGAGCGGUUCUCUCCUCAGAUGGCAACUGACGGCAUCCCGAAACUGGACUAUGUCAUCGACCUGACCUACACCAAGCGCUACUACAGCCCCCACGAGUUCCAGAGUCGCGGCAUCGGCCAUAGCAAGAUCGCCACCGAGGGGCACGUGAUCCCGAAUGGCGCCGUUAUGCGCAGGUUCUUCGACACCAUGGACAGCUACCUCGCCGACGAUAGACGCACUGGCGUGAUCGGCGUGCACUGCACUCACGGCGUCAACCGGACGGGCUACAUGGUCUGCCGCUACAUGAUCAGCAAGCUCGGCUUUGCGCCCGACCAGGCGAUCGCAGCGUUCAACAAGGCGCGCGGCCACGACCUGGAGCGGGCCAACUACCUGAUGGACCUGCGCGCCGGAAACUGGCCGGAACUGCCGGAGGCAGUGCCCGAGGAGCCGCCGGAGCCGGUGGUCGAGUCGGACCGCCGCAGGGAGCCGUGGACGCCGGCCGACCAGCGGCGCCAGCGGCGCGAGGAGCGUCGCCGCGGCGCGGCGCCGUUCCCCUGGCCGCCGCCGGCCGGGCACCGCUGGCACCGUCCCCCGGGCCCGCCGCGCUUCUGGCGACCCCCGCCGCCGUGGGCCGGCCCCGACUGGCGGCCCCGCGGCCCGCCGCCGCCCUGGAUGUGGCCCGGGGACGGCGAGGGCUGGCGACACGGACCGCCCCCGCCCCGACCUCCGCCCCACGACGACGGGCCGUCCCCAGAGGCGCGCGACGGACCGCCGCAGGACACCGGCGACCAAUGGCAGCCCGAGCCCCGCCCUGUCGCCGCCGACGACCCGCCGCCGUCGGCGGAGCGCCCUCCCCCGUCGGCUGACCGGGGACACGACCGGCCUCCGCCGACCGGUACCCGUAUGCUGAGUAUAGCCUCCGAGCGGUGUCCGCUGGUGGUGGAGACCGGGGCGCCGCCGGAGCUCAUCGUGCUAAGUGAUAGCGAUCCGAGUGGGGAUGUGCCUAAAGCGACCACGGACAAACGGGACCAGCAAGUGGCUUCGGUAGGAAUUAAAGACAGAAUAUCUCCGGUGUCAGCAGGCGCCAAGGGAGAAACCUCCCCAGUGUCAACGGGAGCGAAAGGGAAAAUCUCCCCGGUGUCAGCGGGAGCGAAAGGGAAAAUCUCCCCGGUGUCAACGGGAACGAAAGAGAAAACCUGCCCGGUGUCAGCGGGAGCGAAAGGGAAAAUCUCCCCGGUGCCGAUGGGCGCCAAGGGAGGAAUUUCUCCUGUAGGGCCGUCGGGGGACACGAACAGAACUGUUGCGGCCGGUCGAGAGGCGCGUGAUGCGCGCCUAAGUCCGGGCGCCGCGAGGAGCAGAAAACCCUCCGGGGAGAAGGGCGGACCGGCGGCGGACAGGCCGGCCGCUCCGAGCGAGCCGGUUCGCCGGGGGUUCCGCCAGCGCGCUGCUGACGCCGGUUGGAGCUGGGGUGGGCGCAGAUGACGCAGCCGGCACCGCUUAGCUUAGCUUUGUUCACAAAUCUCGCGGCAGGAAUGCAACGCGAGAGGCGACGAUGACCUGGAGUGUCUGAAAUCAUAGCUAUUUUUGACGUGUCGGCGUUGGAAUGGACCGAAUUGCGGGCGCCCGGUGCUGUCGGAGCGAUUGAUAGCACUGCUGUUCGCACCUGAUUGGCUCAUCAUCGGCACCCCAUGUGUUUGUUGUACGGAAAUAUACACACGCGGCCGCGGAAUGCGGCGCGUGACCGCUUAU
Amphibalanus amphitrite is the source of this 1910-nucleotide messenger RNA. RefSeq names its product basic salivary proline-rich protein 2-like. Lineage: Eukaryota; Metazoa; Arthropoda; Thecostraca; Balanomorpha; Balanidae. Bases 54 to 1643 code for a protein of 529 amino acids. Gene Ontology annotation, molecular function: polynucleotide 5'-phosphatase activity; protein tyrosine/serine/threonine phosphatase activity. Gene Ontology annotation, biological process: dephosphorylation. The transcript is spliced from 9 exons. The record is from RefSeq and is a predicted model, not a curated record.